CGCCCGGUCGCCUACGCCCACGCCUGGCUUGGCAAGGCCACACACCUCAUUGGACAGCUUUACCCGUGCUCGGCCAGUGGCCUACAGCUACGUAGGUAGGUAAGCCCGCCGAUAGUCGCCGCGCCGCCUCUGUUCAGUGUAAACCAAAUUUUGGUUUACCGGAGAGCCGAAUCCAUCUACGAUCUAGAAAUUCGAUAAUCCAUCUUCUCAACAUUAACACCGCGCCCCAUCAUGGGCGCCACGGUAUCGGUCGUCAAGACCUUGAUCGUGCCGGCCAUCGUCUCGCUCAUUCUGUUCCUCGUAUCGACCUAUCUUCUCGCACCGCUAUGGCGCAGAUGGCGCAGUCGCUAUAGCCAAUACCUGCCCAUCGACUCCAUAACUACCUCAAGUGUAUCAUUACGGCAUCGCUUGCAGAACGGCAUUGCAAGGCUGAUGGUGCCCAGCACCUGGAGGCGGAAUGCUCAUGAACGUCUCGUUAUUGCAACCGAUGCGUCCGAAGAUGGCUUCAUGUCAGAAGACGGAGAAGAGCUUGGGGAAGUGGGGGAAGAUGCCCGAAGAGCCCUAGCAGAUGAUGCCCGGCAAGGCAGGCACGACAGCACGAGACGGUUGAGUAGAGACCUGGAAGAGGGCUUCAGAGACGAGAGUGACGAUGAAGACGAUGGAGCUGGUAAUAGGCGGUAGCAUCAAUCUUAAUACUCACCUCAGCCUCGUCUUCCUUUGUGUCGGAUGCCUACCUUGGUCUCUUACCAGUCGAUGAGACAUUCAGCUGAAUCUCGCGUCAGUCACACGUUGCCGCACAGAGCCCAUUUCUCCCGCCUUCUAUGCGAUGCAGCGUUCCCAUA
Molecule: messenger RNA, 842 nt
Organism: Colletotrichum navitas
Lineage: Eukaryota; Fungi; Ascomycota; Sordariomycetes; Glomerellales; Glomerellaceae
Exons: 3
Coding region: 232-681 (149 amino acids)
Source: RefSeq, a predicted model, not a curated record